CCUCUCGCCACCCCUGCUCCCACUUGCACCAGAGCCAGAGCCCUCACAGGGUGGAGGGAGCGACAUUACCUGCCUGUGCCUGAAGACCUAGGGUGCCUGGCUACGUGGAGCUGAUGGGCAGGUUAGAGAGAAGUCUGAGCGCCAUGAAUCCAGCUUCCCCCUGCCCCAACCGUUCCCCACCCUCCCCGUUUGUUUUUUAGACCAUGCUCCGACUGUUACAUGCUCUGGCUCCUGGGAACGGCAUCAUCUCCAGAGGACCCCAGGCACGGCUCCUGGGGAAGCUUCGGGAUGCCAGCUCUAAGGGUCAGCAUCCCGGGGCGAAGGACUGUGUGCUCGGGAUGAGCGCGGGCAGGCAGCGCUGGGGAAGGGAUGGAGGUGCGGACCCAGGUGGAGCGGAGAGCGGCGGCAACACCGACCUGCCGGCUGGAGGAGGGCUCAGCUGGAAGGAGAGCGGGAGGCUCUUGGUGAGCUGGGGAAGGGGAAAGGGUUGGUGCCGGAACAGCAUCGUGCUAAGAGCUGGCGUGUCUAUUGGCGGAGGUCCCCAGCCUUGAAGCGGGUCCUAAUUGCUUGAGGCAGGCACCAAGGAAAGCUCUGGUAGGUUCAGCUGCGGCUCACCUAUUGAUAGUAAGCCAGCAGGGUGGUGCAUGUCUGCAAGAGGGUGUUGUGCACUAAAUCAGGCUGGUUUCUGGCUGCAGGCUGAGCCGCGGACUUCUGGCAGCCUGGUUUUGGCAGAGAGCUCUGAGGGGCGGUGAGGGAGAAAUGCAAAAACACGCUGGAGAGUUGGGAACCCCAGGCUGGGGACGUGGGGAGCACAGCAGGGAAGUGUCUGCCACCAGAACAGAGCCUGGGGAGAUGUUAGAGGGAAGCCUGCUUAAAACCGGGCAGCUUUCACUACAGGGGUAUUUCCAGAGAGGCGUCAGGCUGCAAGGAGCUCUGUGCUGCUCCCCGCCUCCCCACCACACCAGCUCAGGGCUCAGCCCUCUCUGUGCCACCAAAGGAGGAACCAGGCGGGCAUUUGGGCUGGCAGAAAGCUGUGCCCAGCCAUCUGGAGGGCUUGUGUCAGUGUUCCGGGGUGCAGGGCUGUGGCCAGUAGUGCUUGCUGCGGUGUUUUACAAAAUGCUGCUUGCUCCCCAGCUCAAUUUCAUAGUUUUCCCCAAUAAGAGGUGCCCUGGUGAUGCUCCAAGCCCACCCCUCACCCCGUCAGGGGACACAGCCGUCUGUACUAUGCUGUCUCGGGGCUGUGCACAGCCCUGGGAUGGAGUUCGGUGUGAACAAACCCAGCCCUGUCAAAGCAGAGGGACGCCAAGAGCAGUACCUAUCCCCUAUGCAUCCUCCUGCUCCUCCAGCCCCAGCUGGUGCCCGAAAUCAGCCCGCCGUCCUGCUGACGACAUAUGCCAGCGUGACACCUUGCAAAUCGCUGCCUCUGCGGCUGCGAGCAGAAGCCGAGAGGCUCGGGGAGCUCCUGCCCCCCUGCACGAAGCACGGCUCGCCAUCUGCCGCAGCCGGCAGCCAGCCCGCGGCACCCGCCGCUGCGUGCACGCGGUGGAAGCCCCCGUGUCGCUCCCUCCCCCCCAUUUUCUCCCCGUCCUCCCCCCCUCAGUCUGGCACAGACCCACGCACACCCCACGGGCGACCUGCCGGAGAAGCUGCUGGUGGGUGCUGUCAGCUGUCGGGCUUUAAUUUUAGCAGUGUUUGGGAAGGUUUGAAGCCUUGCAGAGUGGCGGUGACGGAUGGCCGGGUGGUGUGCGGUGGCCAAGGGGUCCAUGGGAGGGCAGACAGGGGGUCUCCAGGCCCCAGGAGGAUCUGCACGGUGCCCCAGGAGCAUGCUUGGAUGGGGGUUAGAAGGUGUUAGCAAAUCUUGGGCAUGCACAUCAAGAGGAGCUGGGAGUAUCCUGGAAAGCAAUUCAGCGUUUUUUUUUCUGGUGACAAAUUUUCCAUGAGCCCUUUCCUUCCCACCCUGCUCCUCGCUGGCUGUGCUGGCUGCUUAGUGCUCAGCGUGCUGGAGGGAUCCCACCGCUGCCCUCCCGACACCAGCCCUCAUCGCCCAGCCCUGUGCCUGGAGCUAUGUGCAGGCUUUCCCUGGACCAGGACACCCCCAUUAAGCCCCCCCCAUCCCUGCUGGAGCCGCUCCUUCUUCAGCCUGAACCUGACCUGGGUCUUUUCUGCUGUUUUCUGAGCACGAGUUCUCAUCUCAUUCAGGUGUGUCAUUCAGUGGAAAUAUUUUGUAAAUGCAAACAAAAA
Oxyura jamaicensis (ruddy duck) is the source of this 2241-nucleotide messenger RNA. RefSeq lists its product as uncharacterized. Lineage: Eukaryota; Metazoa; Chordata; Aves; Anseriformes; Anatidae. Bases 760 to 1680 code for a protein of 306 amino acids. The record is from RefSeq and is a predicted model, not a curated record. The transcript has 2 exons.